AUGCGAAUGCAGAGCGGAGGACAACGUACGUCAAACCCCUAUGACGAGAGGCAUCAGCUAACACAGAACGAUAGGCAACAACGGGAACUAAGACGUGAAAUACAACACAUGAUUCUGCAAAGUCAGGAAGUAUACGACAACCGCACUAGUACUGUUCCUCCUUCACAGCCUGAAGAACAAGUAGACGACGUGGCACAAGUUUCUCCACCAGACGACGACGACGAAAUGGAGGACAACCCUGAAGAACAAGUAGACGACGUGGCACAAGUUUCUCCACCAGACGACGACGACGAAAUGGAGGACAACCCUGAAGAACAAGUAGACGACGUGGCACAAGUUUCUCCACCAGACGACGACGACGAAAUGGAGGACAACCCUGAAGAACAAGUAGACGACGUGGCACAAGUUUCUCCACCAGACGACGACGACGAAAUGGAGGACAACCCUGAAGAACAAGUAGACGACGUGGCACAAGUUUCUCCACCAGACGACGACGACGAAAUGGAGGACAACCCUGAAGAACAAGUAGACGACGUGGCACAAGUUUCUCCACCAGACGACGACGACGAAAUGGAGGACAACGUACGUCAAACCCCUAUGACGAGAGGCAUCAGCUAA
Schistocerca piceifrons (Central American locust) is the source of this 618-nucleotide messenger RNA. Its product is annotated as nucleolin-like. The coding region runs from base 1 to 618 and encodes 205 amino acids. Lineage: Eukaryota; Metazoa; Arthropoda; Insecta; Orthoptera; Acrididae. The record is from RefSeq and is a predicted model, not a curated record. The transcript has 6 exons.